UUCCAUGGCAGUUAGGGACCCUGGUCUGCUGAAUGGUUUGGGGGACUUUUCUUGGAUCUGGAGCUCAAAUUCCUAAUAAGAGGCCCCCCACCCAUUCUUUCCCAGACCCCAGGCCCUAUGUUGGCAACUGACUGCCUGAUGGAAAUAUUCAGAAGAUGAUGGACAAUAAAAAGCAAUCGCCCUCGGAUCAUCGCCGGAACUCCGCAUUGCCCUUGCAAUGGAGAAUGACACAUAGCUCCCGCUGGAUGGCGCAGGUGGCAGCCUCAGAGCUCAGCCUAGUGGCCUUCAUCUUCAUGCUGAUCAUGGUCUUCUCCAAGAAAUGGUUACACCCCUCCGGGAGCCGCUUCUAUAAGCGCUAUCCCAAGGAUAUAAACAACAUCAUCCAUACCUCAGUCCACGUCAUGUCCCUGGGGCUGCUGUAUACCUGCCCAGAUAGGAGCUGUUCCCAAGUAGAAAAUGAGAAAGACACUUUUAAGAUAUGGACGAAUCACCCACUCUUUGGGGUAGCCAAGGUAAUCUUCAGCUUGGCGCUGGGGAUAGGCUUCCUGCUCACCAUCUGGUUGCACUUGCCGUACUUGCCCGGUCUUCAGAAAGUGCCUGCCUUUGGCUUGAUUGGAACCAUCAUGAGCUUCUGUGAAGUCACCCUCAUUUUCUCUGUCCUCCUGUUGUACCCUAUUAACCUCUGGAUCUUCGAGGUGAAGAAGAAUCUGUCUGUUCCCCUUGGUUGGAGCUAUUUCAUUGGUUGGCUGGUAUUUAUCCUAUAUGUCAGUUGUGGAAUCCUUUGCUAUUUGAACUACAGAACUUUCUGGAGUGUGAUUGUGAACCAUCCCUCUCACACCGGGUCCUGCAGUAUUAGUGGCGGCUCAGUGAAAGACACUCUGAAUGAUCAGACUAUAUCAGAAACCAAUCAACGGAAGUUCCUGGAUCGUGAGCAAAAGAAUUAUACAUCUGCCAAGUUAUCCAUUCACGUAAAUCCUUCUAAUGACCAUUCCCCAAAAUCUUGAAUAGGUUGGCCCUCAAUUUUGUAAGAAAUGAGAAAAAGAAAGAUUUGGGGCCAGCUCUGUACUCCUUUUCCUUGUCCCUGCCUUGCUUGUAGCUUGGAUGAUGUGAAAUAAACUAUCCAUCUCUUCCUUA
Molecule: messenger RNA, 1134 nt
Organism: Ictidomys tridecemlineatus (thirteen-lined ground squirrel)
Lineage: Eukaryota; Metazoa; Chordata; Mammalia; Rodentia; Sciuridae
Source: RefSeq, a predicted model, not a curated record